This is a messenger RNA of Fragaria vesca subsp. vesca, 2029 nucleotides long. Its product is annotated as kinetochore protein NDC80 homolog. The record is from RefSeq and is a predicted model, not a curated record. Lineage: Eukaryota; Viridiplantae; Streptophyta; Magnoliopsida; Rosales; Rosaceae. Bases 94 to 1830 code for a protein of 578 amino acids. The transcript is spliced from 4 exons. Gene Ontology annotation, cellular component: Ndc80 complex. Gene Ontology annotation, biological process: attachment of mitotic spindle microtubules to kinetochore.
CAAGUUUUUGGGGAUUGGCCGAAACCAAAGCAAAACCCUAAAAUCUCAAUCUCUCAUUUCCACCCAUCAAAAUCGAAAACCGCCACACCCAAUAUGAGAGGAACUCGGCGAAAGCCGUCGAUGAACCCACGCCCACCGCCGCCAUCAACCCCGCUCGAUCACUUCUGCCACCGCGACUCCGACGCCAGCUUCGCCAGCAGCCGCCCCUCCUCCAUCGGACUCGGCGGCGGCGCCUCCUCCAUCGCCAACGUCGACCUCUACAAAGACCGCUCCUACCAGCAAUCCGCCCUCUCCGCCAUCAAUUCCUACCUCGCCUCUCACUCCGUCCAAGUCUUCCUCAAAUUCCCGAUCCCUCCCGCCCGAGAGAUCACCGAGGCUCUCAAAUUCCUCGUCACCCGCCUCGAUUGGCCGUCGCCGAAGCUCGAGGACGACCUCCAGGUCAUCCUGAAAUCCCUAAAAUGCCCCUUCAAGCUCAACAAGUCCAUGAUCCGAAACCCCACCGUGAACUCGCACCAGUGGCCGAAUCUCCUCGCCGUCAUCCACUGGCUGUUCCAGCUUGUCCGCUACAACGAUCAUCUGGAUCAGAAUUCCGAUGCGUUUCUCGACGGCAAUCCGGUGGGGCAGUACACGCUGCGGAGCUACCUGCAUUACAUAAGGGGGCAGGACGACGAGGCGGAGGAGGUGGAUCGCGAGUUUGUGGGGAAGUUUGAGAGGCAGAGGGACGAAUCGGAGGAGCAAUUGAAGGUUUUGAGGGAGCACGCGGCGGAGCUGGAGGCCAAAGUGGAGGCGUUGAGGUCGGAGCCGUCUCUGAAAGAGAAAUUGGAGAGGGAGAGGAGUGUGCUGGAAGAGGAUGUGGGGAAGUUUCAUGAGAUGAUUGAGAAUCUCGACAAGAAUGUGAAGAAGCUGCAGAAGGUUGUGGAGGCGAAAGAGAAGGAGUUGGAGGCCAAGAGGGAAGAGAAGAAGAGGAUUUUGCAGGAGAAUGAGGAGUUGAAGAAGAGAGUUGAGUCGCAGAGUUUUAACGAGAGGGAUGUGGAGAGAAUGAAGAGGGAAUUGCAGGCUGUGGAGAGGGAUAUUGGGGAAGCCGAGCUGGCUAGGAAUGUGUGGGAGGAGAAGGUGUGGGAGUUGGAUAACGCACUCGGUCCCAAGGUUAAGGAGAUGGAGACUUUGGCCAUGGAGUGCAACCAAUUCAUGAGGAGGUUGAAACUUUGUAAUGACUUCCAGUAUAAAUUGAAUCCUAAGGGAUCAACAGCUGCUGAGGUGAUGGGGGUUGACUAUAAAUCAACAUUAAAGCCUGCACUUGAGUCAUACUCUCAAAAAAUAAAGAAGGAUUCUGUGGAAACACUGGAUGAGUUGAUUUUGCUUCAGCAUCAGUCAAGUGCACUUUCUGCUGAUAUCGAGGGAAAAAGAUAUGAGAUAUCAACACUUCAGUCGCGUCUUGAUGAAGUGGAAGCUCAAUUGAAUUCGUUGAAGAAAGAGAUACAGGACUACACUUGUGGUUGUGAAGAAGAAAUUAGAAAGAUGAUGGACAAAGUUCAAAAGGAGGCUCAUGACAUGAAUAUUGUGGAAAGAGAAGCCAAUGAGAUUCUGAAGACUUCCAAAUUGAAAUUGCAGGAAGUAACUGAACAAACUGAAGAAGAGACUCAGAAGUGUGCUCGCGAACUCUUUUCCAUAAUUGAAUCGGUCUCAAGAUACAAAGAACAUGUGCAGUCAAAGAUUGCAGAAGUGAAGAGCGAUGUCUCAGAUACUGCAGCGAUGUUAUCAAAUACUCACAAAGGAUCGUUGCAAUCCCAGUACAGUUUUCUGUUUGACUCAAGCCAAGGCUCUGAAUGAACUCAAACCGGCAAUGACAGUCAACUCCAGUAGGUUGUCAUACUUGUGCCCUCUAAUGGUCAUCUUUUGCUGGAUUUAGUGUGGGCUAAAUUAUGUGGUUUGGUCUAGGGGAAUGGUCUGUAGAUUUCUGUAAUAUUAUGCCAUGUUUUCAGUUGAACCUCAAAGUUGUGGAGAAUCUGUUAUUAUCAUGACAGUGCUU